AUGAGUUCCAGCGCCUCGCGCCGUCGACGGCGUGGGGUUGAGGAUGAAGAUGACAGCGGCGCAGACGACCAGAGAUCACCAUUUGGAGACGACAGUCCGAAACGACGACGAGUAGACACCGAAUCGGAGGCAGAUGAACAACGACGCGGCCGAAAUACUGCAGCAGACGAUUCCAGCUUCCAGCCAGGAGCCAUUGUCCGGGUCAGCGUGCAGAACUUCGUGACGUACGAAAAGGCCGAGUUUCUGCCUGGGCCAAAUCUCAACAUGGUUAUCGGUCCAAACGGUACGGGCAAAAGUUCCUUGGUUUGCGCCAUCUGUUUAGGGCUUGGAUACAGCCCCAAACAUCUUGGCCGCGCAGGAACUGUCAAAGAAUUUGUCAAGAACGGAAAGGAUACGGCAACGAUCGAGAUCGAGCUGCACAAACGGCCUCAAGAUCGGUCCAACUUUGUCAUUCGAGUUCAGAUUCGACGAGAGCAGAAUAUCCAAAAAUGGUGGUUAAAUGGCAAAGAGGCGACCCAUAAGAAGAUACAGUCAUUGAUGCAUAUGCUCAAGAUCCAGGUAGACAACCUGUGUCAGUUUCUUCCCCAGGACCGAGUUGUCGAAUUUGCAGCCUGCACUCCGGUGGAGUUGCUGCAUGAAACUCUGCGCGCUGCUGCCCCCGAAGAAAUGCAGAAAUGGCAUCGACAGCUCCAAGAACAUCACAAGGACAGGAAGGACAUCGCUGAAGCCGUGCACGCUGAUACCGAAACACUGAAGAAUCUACAAAGUCGCCAGCAAGGCCUGCAAGCCGACGUGGAUAGAAUCCGCGAGCGAGAAGAAAUCCAGGAGCGAGUGAGCAAUUUAAAAGGUGCACUGGUUAUUGCCCAAUACCAGGAGGCGCGCAACAACCACUUGGCCGCAAAGGAGCGCAGAAAAGAGGCAGAGAACAAACUGAAGCAUCUUGAGCGGGAAAGCGGGCCAUCUUUGGAGGCAGUCAACCGGAAACAGGUCUACGCCCAGGAAAUCGAGGCCGCCAUCCCAUCGAGAGCAAAGGCGGUCAAGGAUACUCAGGUGGCAGCCCAAAGUCUAGCCCAAGAAAUAAGCACUGCGGUGGACGAUGUCAAAGAGUGGUCCAAUAAGAUAGGUGCUGAGCGCACAGGAUUUGAUGAGAAGAGGAAAGAGGUAGCAGCAUCAAAAUCAAGAAUCACAACUCUACUAGCAGAUUUGAAAAACCGGCCGUCAGAUUUCAGUGCGGGCGAGUGGAAUCAAAAGAUUCGAGCCGAGGAGCAUAAUCUACGAGAAGUCGAAGCAGACCAGCGCCGAUUAAAUUCUGAUCUGGAAAGGGUCAAAGAAGAUGGGAGAAAGAAGAUGGAUGAGCUGCGGACACUCAAGGCAGACAUAGAGUCUCUGGACACUCAAGAGGGUCAGCAGCUAAACUUUAUGCGAAGAAAUUUCCCUGAACUGUCUACGGCCUGGGGUUGGGUUCAAGAGAACCAAGGCAAAUUCGAAAAAGAGGUCUUUGGACCACCUAUGCUAUGCUGCUCGGUUAAGGACGAACGCUACUCGGAUCAAGUUCAAGCUCUGCUGCAGACUGACGACUUCCUCUGCUUUACGGCACAAACUAAACAUGACUACAGGCUACUGACCGACCAGCUCUACCGUGAGAUGAGUUUAUCUGUCGUCAUCAGAACUUGCUCGCAACCUCUCGCUGCCUUUAGAUCACCUGUUGCUCUCAAUGAAGCUCAGUCACUGGGCCUCGAUGGCUUUGCCCUGAACUACUUGGACGGCCCUGAGCCAGUGCUUGCCAUGCUGUGUGCUGAGAAGAGGUUACAUCAAUCAGGUGUCUCGGUGAAAGACCACAGUGACGAUGAGUAUGAGAAGCUUGUCAAUCACGGUCGAAUAAGCCAGUGGGCAGCCGGAAAGCAACAGUACUUGGUUCGUCGACGAAAAGAGUACGGCCCCAGUGCCAUGACAACAGUUACCAAGAGGAUACAGCCUGGAAGAUUCUGGACUUCUCAGCCCGUAGACUCACAAGAGAAGAUUGAGUUGAACAGGCGGCAAACUGAAGUUGCCGGCGAAGCAGAAAUCAUGAAAGUUGAAUACAGAGAGUUGAGACUAAAGAAUGGAACCUUUGAAGAGCAAAAGGCUGAAAUACAAGGGAAAAUUGAACAAAUAAGGACGGAGAAGAAUGCUCUGCAGAGGGAAUUUUCACGAUGGCAGAUGAUACCGCAAAAGAUAGAAUCUGAGGAGCGACACAAAGAAGCGAAUGAGCAGGCCAUGCGCGAGGCCCGGGAAAGAAUCGUGGAGCUCGGAUUUGAAUGGGAUAAAGCAGUGGUGGAAAGAGCCAAGCUUGUUCUGCGGCACCAGGAGGCUCUUAGCCAAAUAGGAAAAGCUCAUACCGAUCUUAUCGAAGCCAAGAUACAACUUAUCGAAGCCAAGUCCGACAUUGAGGGCCUCAAAGCUCGCAACUCUGAUAUUAUGGAGAAGCUUGAACAAGAAAAGCUCGUGGUGCAGCAAGCUACCGAUGAAGCUACUCUAGCCCGAGAAUUAGGCCGCGGGCUAUCUGACAAGGUUCGAGAACUUAUCAGCGAGAAUCCUGACAAGAAGGAUACAUAUACCGCGUUGGCCGAAAAUAAACUGGCUGCGGAGAUAGAGAUGGAUAUAUCUGCCGAGCAGGCCAAUCUUGAGCUCAUCCAUGCAGCCAAUCCCAACGUCAUUCGAGAGUUUGAGAAGCGCGAGCAGGAAAUCGCCAAGCUGACGAAGAAGAUGGACGCUUCAAACGGCAAGCUUGCCACCAUCACUGAGCAGCUAGAUGAUCUGAUGGGCAAAUGGGAGCCCAAGCUAGAUGCUCUGGUGUCCAAAGUCAACGACGCUUUCGCCUACAACUUUGAGCAGAUUAGCUGUGCUGGUGAGGUUCGCGUUAACAAAACCGAAGAUUUUGACCAAUGGGCUUUGGACAUUAUGGUCAAAUUCCGAGAAAACGAAUCCCUCCAACAACUCAACGCCCAUCGCCAAUCCGGUGGCGAGCGCGCCGUCUCCACCAUUUUCUUCCUCAUGGCCCUCCAGUCCAUGGCCCAGUCCCCUUUUCGCGUCGUCGACGAGAUCAAUCAGGGCAUGGACCCCCGCAACGAGCGCAUGGUCCACGAGCGCAUGGUCGAAAUUGCCUGCCGCGAGCACACGAGUCAGUACUUCCUCAUCACGCCCAAGCUGCUUACGGGUCUGCGGUACGAUCCCAAGAUGAGGGUGCUUUGCAUCGCCAGUGGAGAGCACAUGCCCAAGGACGGGACCAAGCUCAGCUUUAGGCGGUGCCUGAAAAUUCAGAAGCGCAUCAUGGCGGCUGCGGCGUAA
Molecule: messenger RNA, 3327 nt
Organism: Trichoderma gamsii
Lineage: Eukaryota; Fungi; Ascomycota; Sordariomycetes; Hypocreales; Hypocreaceae
Exons: 5
Coding region: 1-3327 (1108 amino acids)
Biological process (GO): double-strand break repair via homologous recombination
Cellular component (GO): Smc5-Smc6 complex
Molecular function (GO): ATP binding; ATP hydrolysis activity
Source: RefSeq, a predicted model, not a curated record